Gastrolobium bilobum is the source of this 796-nucleotide messenger RNA. RefSeq lists its product as uncharacterized. The coding region runs from base 358 to 597 and encodes 79 amino acids. Lineage: Eukaryota; Viridiplantae; Streptophyta; Magnoliopsida; Fabales; Fabaceae. The transcript is spliced from 2 exons. The record is from RefSeq and is a predicted model, not a curated record.
ACUACAUAUGUUCCCCUGUCACUUUCCAAAUACCGCACAGACGGAGACGGAAACAUGCAAGCGAAAUGAAGAAGCAAAAUAGUCUUCACCAUCUUCCUUUAUGUGGUCUGAUUCCUUUCUCCAACCAUCAGUGAGUAGGAAGGUUGGUUCGCGGGAGAUAAGUUCGGAGGAAAAAAAAAAAUUGUGUCUGUGGUUUUCGGUAUUUUCCACACAAAUGGCAGUGUUGUUCCCUUCAUCCAUGGUGUUACAUUUUAAUUUGAAGCCUUGCAUGUAGGUGAAAAAAUUUCUCCGGUGUUGAACCUGAGAUUUCUGUUUUGUAUCUGAGCUAACUAUUUUCAAUCUUCUCCACAAAGAAUUAUGGCUUCAUCGAGGGACAAGGAACAAGCGCCGCCGCACCAUCACCAGCCUCUCUUGAGCAGCCUCGUCGUCCGCCCUUCCCACAGCGAGGGCGGCGGCGGCGCCUCCGCCGGUGGUCGUUCCGGCGAUUUCGAGCCCAGCGGACUCCACCGAGAUCCUCCUCCCCCUUAUUCCCGCGCCGAUCGAUAUUCCGAUGACCCUGCAGGGUCUUCAACUACUGAUGGUUUGAAAAAUUGCUGAUCCAUGUCAUCCCACAUAAAUUCCAAAGGCCCUCAACCUAAACCAUUCAACCGACUGUGUUUGAUGUAGGGUGUCGGUUUUAACAAUUAUGCGUUUAAGUUGGAUGUAAAUCAGCUUGUAUAUGGACCUUUGAUUAAUGAAGGCUUUGUGGUUAUGCUGUAAAACUUUUUUAGUCCUUUUCCUUUGUUGACUUGUAACU